UUAAGUGUGCUAUUUAUUUUAACCCGUUAAUUUUGCUACGUUUGCCGAAUUUUUAUUUGACUCCUUAACUUGAAAAUACAGCUUCAGUUUACAGAAAGGGAGAAUGACACCUUAAGAUGUCAGCUGGAAAAAAUGUUGCAGAAGAUAACGCCUCAAGAAAGCAACCUAGAACAGCUGGAAUCUAUAAAAGCUGAACUGGAGGAAAAGACGUCUUCUCUCAAGAUCUAUCAACAAACACAACUGGAGUAUGUCCGUUUUAAGGAAGAGUGUGAAAAAAGUGAUUUGGUGAAGAAGAAACUGGAAGCAAAGUUAAGGAAGGUGGAAGAAUCUGCUGAGAAGAAUUUGACAUGCUUUAAACAAAUGAAGAUGGAAAAGAAGGUUCUUGAGAAAGAACUGAAACAAAUGCAGAAAAAGCUUGAUGAUUUUCAGAGCAGCAAAAGAAAAAAAGGGAUGAAAAAUACACAGACACAAACUGGAGAGGCUUUUGUAAAUGUAGACAAAAGGAAAAUUAAGCUUCUGCUGGAAGAACUGUGGGAAUGUAUCGAUUCUACAACGGACAAUAGCAAUAAUGAGCUGCAUCUGUUAGAUGACCGCCUUCUCAAAUCCCCAGAUCUAAAAGCCAGAGACCGGAAGAAUGGGAAAAGAGGUAGAAACCUAAAAAGCAUAGAUGAAUGUACAAUGCCUCCUAGCCACAGCAGCCCCUUUGUUGUGAGUCAGAUGCAGAAGACACCAACUCAGUUACCCUUUAGCCAAGCAUUACAUGAACACAAAAACUCUGAGGAAGGGGCUGCAGACUGCAAUGGAGACAGUGCCUUCUAUGAAGACAAAACCACAGACUUUUUUGUUCCCAGAGAUUUUAUUCAUAGUUACUCCACAGUUUCUGAUGUUGAAAGAGACUCUGAGUUUCUACAAAUUCUGGACUGGGCAAAACCGCUUCCACCUCUUCUGUCUCCCAUACGAUUUUCUCCUACACAGGAUUUGUUUGGAGAAAUGACAGAUUUGAGUGCUAGAGAAGAAGGUGACUGUACAGAACCAUUUUCACCAAUUUGUUCCAUGGAGUAUGUUAAAUCAGAUGAAAGUCCAGACUGUGGUAAAGAUCAGACAGACCAUGAAUCUCGCACAAACUUACCAGUUGCAUUACAAGAGAGGACAGAGACACCCAAAGAUUUGAAUGAUAUAGGUGAUCCAAAGGAGACCGAUACAGAUAACCCUGCUGAGUGUGCAGUAUUGUGCAUGGAGAGCUCCAACCAGGUUGCACCAGCAGCAGAAACGCAAGACGAGGGACAUGAUUUAUUAACCGAUGCAAUUCAAGUACCAACACCUCCAGAGUUAAAGGAAGCUGUGUGUGAGAACUCAACUCAUUCUCAAAUUGAGGGCGGAAAAUGCCAUGAAGAGCCUUCACAAUCCAUGUGCACUGGCUCCUUUUCUGAAAACAUAUCUACAAAUGACUUGGACGUACCUUUAUCAUCUGAAGAUGCACAAACGGCUCAGGCAAUCCCUGAAUGCAACAAUAAUGCAUCUGUUUUGCGGGAAGAAUAUCAAGAAACUAGCAGUGCCUCCGUUCCUAAGGUGGAGAGGGAUAUGUCUCGCCACACGUUUGACCCCAUUCAAAGGCCUAAAGAGUUUGCCAGUGAGCUAGAAAUUCAGGAAGAGACAUCUGAAUUAGGGCUCCAAUCAAAGGAUAACGUCCAACCAAACAAAGACAAUUUGGAUUUCCCAUGUAGCUCAUCGGCCAAUUCACACAUUUUAUUUGUAGACAAAUGUGCUAAUGCCGUUCUGCCAUCUACUGUUAACAGAAAUGUUGACUGUUUGGAACACAGUAGUAUUGCAGAAUGUGAGGUCUUAUUUGACAGACUGAACUUAAUGUCUAGUAGCUGCGACUUGGUAUCUGAUUCCACACAAGACGGAAGUUCUCAUGCUUGUGCGCCAACUCUACCUGUACAGUCUGAAAAUGAUUCAGCAAGUGAUGACGCAAACACUAAAAGCAAUGAAAAGGGCACAGAACAAAUACCUUGUACCGAAGAUUUGCUCUCGUCUGCAAAAUGCUAUUCUGACAAUAAAGGUCAUGCUCUGACUGCGGAUGGUUUGCCUAGUGUCUUUGUCAAACGCUUUUCUAAAGACGCACAAGAAGAUGAACAUGCUAGCAGCAGUUCAGUUCUGACAGUCUCAGCUCCGUUAGUAAAUGAAGAAGAUGAGGAGCCUAUGCAAUGGGAACUCACGGAAUCAAAGGAGGAACACCCAGAGCCUGAGUUGGAAGAGAAGCAUGAAACCAUGGCAAUGAAAGAUAAUCAAGGGCUAAACUGCGAAACUAGUGACAAAAUUACCUCAUCCUGUACAAAGGAGGAUUGUACAAAGGAGUGUGACAUGGCAAACUAUGUUAAGAAUGAUCAAUUACUUUCUUUGGAUCGCUUAGAAAACAAGGUAUUGCAACAUGUAAACACGGAAGACCAAAUAGAUGUUGAAAACAAACCUGUGUCUACAUCAAUUCACAGCCAAGACACAAUUCUUGUUUCUGGAAAAACAAUUCUUAAAGAUAGCAACUCCCUGACCUCCUGUGAUACUGUUUCUCCUGAAGAAUUUGUUGCGGAGCAACCCGUUACAGAUUUUAAUAACAGUGAUUCAGCGCCUUUUUACAACAAAUUAUCAGAAGAUUCUCAUAAUACUGAAAUACCUAUAAACUCCAGGAUAGAGCCAAAUGUAGUUACAGCUGAAUUGGACAGUACUGCACAAGAAAACAUCGACAAUAGCAAGUCUAAAGAUAGUGACUCCCUGACCUCCUGUGAAACCGUUUCUCCUGAAGAAUUUGUUGCGGAGCAACCCGUUACAGAUUUUAAUAACAGUGAUUCAGCGCCUUUUUACAACAAAUUAUCAGAAGAUUCUCAUAAUACUGAAAUACCUAUAAACUCCAGGAUAGAGCCAAAUGUAGUUACUGCUGAAUUGGACAGUACUGCACAAGAAAACAUCGACAAUAGCAAGUCUAAAGAUAGUGACUCCCUGACCUCCUGUGAAACCGUUUCUCCUGAAGAAUUUGUUACGGAGCAACCCGUUACGGAGCAAACAGUUACGGAGCAACCCGUUACGGAGCAAACCCUUACAGAUUUUAAUAGUGAUUCAGCACCUUUUUACAACAAAUUAUCAGAAGAUUCUCAUAAUAUUGAAAUACCUAUAAACUCCAGGAUAGAGCCAAAUGUAGUUACAGCUGAAUUGGACAGUACUGCACAAGAAAACGUCGACAAUAGCAAGUCUAAAGAUAGUGACUCCCGGACCUCCUGUGAAACUGUUUCUCCUGAAGAAUUUGUUAAGGAGCAAACCGUUACGGAGCAACCCGUUACGGAGCAAACCCUUACAGAUUUUAAAAGUGAUUCAGCACCUUUUUACAACAAAUUAUCAGAAGAUUCUCAUAUUGAAAUACCUAUAAACUCCAGGAUAGAGCCAAAUGUAGUUACUGCUGAAUUGGACAGUACUGCACAAGAAAACGUUGACAAUAGCAAGUCUAAAGACAACAUAUCGCUGAAUUCCAUUAGUACCUCAAAUAAACUGGAGAUACUCCCGUCAGCCAAGGAAAUUAUUACACCAGACUUGUUACAAACCGAUAUUGACGCCUCUACUAAAAGUAACCGCAGUGGUGAGCUACAUGAUGAGCAGAGCCGGACGGUUCUCCCGAACAGUAAUGAAUUUGCAGACCAAACAAGUGCCCUGCUGCCUAGCACUGAAGAGAUUUCUGAUCGUAGUACUGAACAAAUGUUGAAAGACAACAUUAAUUCUCUUGAGCACAAUCCUAGCUCUCCUAAAUUUACCACCACUGACUCUGAAUCCGUGACUGACACUGAUGAAAAAGAUGAUUCCACAAAUGUAGACUUAAGUGACACCGUUGUAUGUCAUAAGCAAGUGUCUAUUGAGGUAGAUGUCAAGCUUUUACCAGAAGAAAAAAAUCUUAAUGUACCUUCAGAUACAGAGAAACCUGUUGUGUGUGGGGAAGACAGCAUAGCUUGUCCCCUGAAAGAAAGCCAACAAAAUGCAGUAACGGAUAUGAAGAUUCAUGAAGAACUUUGCAUCGAACCAGGCGCAGCAGAAAGCAGUGAUGAGUCAGAAGAUGACACCCCUAUCCGUAAAGUCAACUAUAAAAGUAUCAAUCAAAAUAAUCUCUUUAGCACUAGGACAAAUCUAAAAAGCAUUGACAGCGAUGACCAAGUAAAAAGCCAUUCAGUCACCGAAGGUCCUUCAAAGACAGUGGAAAUUGCUAAUUUGCCACACAGUUUGAAAAACGAUUUAAAUGUGGUGAGAGCUGAAGAAGAUGCAUGUGUGCAAGCUGAAACUGUUCAAAAGGAGAAAUUCUGCAAUAUAUUUUCUAUUGCAAAUAUUGAUGCUGACUGUCUGAAAGAAAAUGUCGCUGAACGUGAUUCCAAACCAGUUACUUCUCCAGUGGUCCCGGUUAGGGCUGAAAUUAAUAACCCCUUGAGUGACCAAAAAUAUGCAGAUCCUGUAAGUAUUACCGCACAGCCAGAAAAAGAUUUGCUGUCUUGUGAUAAAGGAAACGAGAGGCGUUUUAUCAAAGAACCAAGUGAUGGUGAUGAUCCUGCCCUUCCUGGUCAGGUAGAGUCCCUCAACAACAAUAUUGCUGAACAAACAGCUAGUAGUAGCUUUGUGGAAGCAAACUGCAUAAGGACGGCACCUGGUAAAAACCUCAUAUGGAACUUGAAUAGAUCAGACAGAUCUGAGCGUAGAGCAAUUUCAGGUAAAUCUAUACGUUGCAAAGUACCAUCUGAGAGAAAAACUGUUUUGUUAGGAGAUAAAUCACUUGCUAGCAACAGUAGUACAGAUUCAGAUCAAAGAGAACACAAUAGGAGCACUGGUGUAGUAAGUCCUGUGCAUAAUAUUCCAGCUGUAAGAAAAGACUGCCCCUCACAGAGGGUUACCCGAAGUAGAAACCAGUCACAAAAUGCUUCAGUGGGGCAGACCGUCCUGGCAAAUGCUGACACAUCCACCAGCACAGAACAUUCACCAGAAACAUUAAACAAGGUCCGGUCGGAGAUGGGUCCACCACUUCCGCCCUUACUAGGCCCUUUGUUAGCAACGCCUCCUAGAAGUCUUAGGCCUAUAUCCCCAAUUAUGUCUUCCUCAAGUCGGUCUUCCUUGCCGUCUCCUCUUGACGACUUGAUAUCCCCAUUAAGAGAAACGCCAGUUCCCCCGCUGAUGUCCCCGUUGUCUGACAGCCGAAGGCGCAAGUCUCCUAUGUUCAACACUCCUUCCCCAUCAGAGAAAACAAACAGAAGAAUUUUGUCUUCGCCCUUACAGUUUUGCGCAGCUACCCCAAAGCAUGCCCUUCCUGUCCCUGGAAGGUUGCCCCCUUCUGCAACUGGAAAUUCAGGAGCCACUGUUCAAGAAAACUCUGUUAAAAUCCUUGAUACCAUGUAUCCAGAGUUGUCUGCCAGGGCAAGGACACUGAACAUCCUAAAGGGUAACGUUCAGCUCAACAGGUGUUUACCUGGAGAUUGCAGAAAUGUGCCAGUGAGUCAGAUAUCGGGGUUCAAAGCAAUAACAUCAACAUCUACAGCUUUCAUUAAAACUGGGAGUAGCACAAAAGGAAGUACCAACAAAGACAAGCAAAAAGAUUGUGAAAGCCUGCAGUUAUCCAGCAAUAAAAGGACUAUAGAUUCUGUCCCGAUGCCAAAAAGUGCUAAACGAUUACGACUAGAUAGCGAAUCACCGGUGACGGAGAAUCUGAAAGACUGUUUCACUGUUCCUGCAAGUAAGGGCCAACUGGAAGAGAAAAGGAGGCCGUCUUGUGACCUUAGUGGCCCUGAUCCCAUUAAGGGCAAAGUAAAAGCUGGCCAACCUGAUGAAGAUGCUGUGACGAGUGCACUAAAGAAAAUAGAGGAGUUGUGCUUUGACCUUUUACCUGUUAUUAGAAGUCAUAUACAUGUAGGCACCGUUCCAUGCGUUCCAGUGAUGAGAAACGAAGAAAAAGAAGUUGUUUAUGAAUUUAGCCAUACUAAAAAGGAUUUAUCAGGACAUUUCCUAAACACUAUUUUGAAAACCAUGAAAGCCGGAAAGACCUCUUUGGACGGCAAGUAUCUCCAGGCUCUUUGCAGAGUUUAUGUAGGAUUAUGUCGUCAGCUUGGAGACCUCGAGAGGGCACGUGUCUUGUGUUACAACAUUAUUAAAGAAGGUUUUCCAGAGCCAGAGAAGUUGCUCCUGUUCGCAGUAAGCACAUGGAGUGAGAUGUUUUCUUUUCACGGUGUAAUCUGUAAGGCCAUGCAGGCACUUCUUAAAUAUCUGGCAAAAGAAGAUGUUUUGGCCUGUCUUCGUGCCUACCUGAAAUGGGAAAAGAGUCCUGCCAUGAACAUAAACACUAUGCUGCCCAGCAUACUGAUGGCCAUACAAAUGUAUCCUGAUGUCAAAUUCCAAACAAGCGAGCAAUAUGGAGAAGAUCUGCCAGACCACAUAUGGGAGUAUGUGUUUGCAGUUGACGUGUUGUGCUGUCACUACAAAUGGACUUGGACACAUGACAAUGUUAUAAGUAAAGAACUCUGGCCAAUUCUGGAUAAGUGGAUUAAACAUAAAAAGGGCAAUGUGAAUGUUCAGUUUGUCCCCGACAUCACUGUAGCCACUGUACUUCGUCUUCUUGGCCGUCUCUGUCAGAUGGGUUUGAAAGAAGGCUCUGUCACUGCUGUGAAAAACAUUGCCUCCGCUAUCAUUGCUUUUAUUAUGCAUGCAAACCAAGAAGGUAUGCCCUGGGGUAUUCAGUUGGCUUCGGUGUACAUGCUCCGUGACCUGUGCCCUUGUGAUCCAGCUGCCGUACACAAGACACUAUGCGCAUGGAAAGAGAGCGCUACUAACACAAUUCCGCCUGCUGUUACAAGCUGCAUUUCUCAGGUGGCAUCCUUGUGCAACCCAGAGAAAUAACGCUUUUAUUCUAUUGGUUACAGAAGUGCCUUUCUUACUAUUACUGUUUGCACCUUUUUGCAGUGUAAGGAAACAAGCCAUUACCUGUUUAUUCAAUUUGACUUUGUUAACAUUUUCAUAGACAAGAGCAUUGUAAAUCUGUAAAUUGUAUUAUACUUUUUGUAAAUGUUUUGUAGAGUAUAUCGUUUGAAAAUGUACUGGGUUGCAACAAAGCCAGUAGCAUUUACUUUUUUUUAUGUGGUUUACUUUUUUAAUUAACAAAAUACUUUACUUUUCUGUGUUUUUGCUAAGUAUAUAUCCUUUCUAUACUUAGCUUAUCAGACAGAUCAUGCAAAUAAUGACGUGGUCUCUGAUUGGUCCACCCCCCUUAUUUGAGCCCAAUCGAACUGCACUUGAUCUCUCUUCUGAACCCAUAGAGAUGCGUUACUAUUUUUUUUUGUUGUUCUAUGUGUAAUCUAUGUCCAGGGUAAUACAUUUGCCGCAUUGCUGAUUUCAGUUGAGGUAAAGCAUAAUGGUCACUUUUGUAUAGAAAAAAUCUCCCCAAAUAGUGUUAGGUGGUCAGUUGGUCUGAUUUUGUUUUUUGUUUGUUUUUUUAAUUUUUUAUUUAUUGUUUAGCUGCCAGGUACUGGGCUUCCAUUGUUUCCCUUUUUGUCAUUGUGAUGCUCUUUGCUGUUGAAUAGCCAUUUUUGAAAAGCAAAAACUUCUCUUCCAUAUUUGUCCAUCUGAAAAUAUGGAAUCCCUCUGGUGUAUGUGUUCAUUUUAAUGAAGCUUACAUUUGGGCUAGUGAGGCAAAUGCACUUUUAAAACGUUUUAAUUGAUAAUUACAAGCAUUUUGCCAUAAGUUUGUGGUUCAUUCUAGGUAGCCGGACUUGUGUAUGUCAUUAGAGAAGGUGUUAAGAAAUAUUGUUUCCUGUUUAGUAUAUGGGUAAUUAAUCACAUCAGACAGCUUUUUAUUAGAAUCAAGUAUGAAGUGUGCUGAAUAGAAAAGAUGCUGCACAAUGUAUGGUGUGACACGUGUGUAGUGUUACCGGACAGUCUCACAAGCACAUUUAAUAAAACAGACAGCUGCUAUUAUUGCCAUUGGAAAUAGCAUUUUUGCAUAGCACUUUUUUUUGUAAUACAACACGAGAAAAGCACACAAGUAAAUUAGAGAAAAGGCGGGUUUUUAAGCGACUUGUUGAUCAUGACCGAUGUAAGAUCGUAGGAAGUAUUA
Spea bombifrons (plains spadefoot toad) is the source of this 8119-nucleotide messenger RNA. RefSeq names its product interactor of little elongation complex ELL subunit 1 (gene ICE1). Bases 133 to 6906 code for a protein of 2257 amino acids. The record is from RefSeq and is a predicted model, not a curated record. The transcript has 17 exons. Lineage: Eukaryota; Metazoa; Chordata; Amphibia; Anura; Pelobatidae.